Messenger RNA from Rhineura floridana, 4767 nucleotides. RefSeq names its product receptor tyrosine kinase like orphan receptor 2 (gene ROR2). Gene Ontology annotation, cellular component: signaling receptor complex. The record is from RefSeq and is a predicted model, not a curated record. The coding region runs from base 413 to 3211 and encodes 932 amino acids. Lineage: Eukaryota; Metazoa; Chordata; Lepidosauria; Squamata; Rhineuridae. Gene Ontology annotation, molecular function: ATP binding; transmembrane receptor protein tyrosine kinase activity; protein binding. The transcript has 9 exons. Gene Ontology annotation, biological process: multicellular organism development; protein phosphorylation; cell surface receptor protein tyrosine kinase signaling pathway.
GAGGAGGAGCACUUCCCCGCCCCCUUCGUUUCGGGACGCCUGGCUGGCCGCUCGCUUGGGCCACCGCUGGCUGCGUGCUGAGGAGCAGCGGCUGCCUGGCCGGCGCGCCAAGUGAGGUGCGCGCCCACCAGGCAGACUCAAGGGCUCCCCCUUUCUUCCCGCAGGCAGCCUCCGCCGUGGCCAGUGUGGGGCGCGGAGUCCUCUCGGAGAAGGCGGAGCGGCAGCUUCUCCCUCUCUCCCGACUAGGAGCGAGCGCUGGUCGGGCAAACAAGCAGGAAGGCAGCAUCCUUGGGAAACGCCAGCCGCCGCCGCCGCCGCCACCACCUUCUUAGCCAGGCGAAGAGGCAAGAGAGACCACAAAGGGCUCUUUGUGCGGUGGCCCCUUCGUCCUUCUUUCUUGGCCGGCGCCAGCAUGGGGACAGGCAGAGCCACCUUCUUAGUCCUGCUGGCGGCGUCGGCGCUUCUUCCCCUCGGCGCUGCAGGUGAAAUGGAGAUACCAGAUUCUGAUGAUCCUUUAGGCCAAAUGGAUGGGCAUGACAGACCAGUUCCAACACAUAAAGGUUACUUUUUGUUCUUUGUGGAACCAGUAAACAAUAUCACCAUAGUCCAGGGCCAGACGGCAAUUCUCCACUGUAAAGUAGCAGGAAAUCCAUCCCCAAAUGUCAGAUGGUUAAAAAAUGAUGCGCCAGUGGUUCAGGAACCAAGAAGGAUCAUCAUAAGGAAAACAGACUAUGGCUCACGAUUAAGAAUCCAAGAUCUGGACACCACUGACACUGGUUAUUAUCAAUGUGUGGCCACAAAUGGAAUGAAGACAAUCACUGCAACAGGAGUUCUGUUUGUAAGGCUGGGUCCAACACACAGCCCGAAUCAUAAUUUUCAGGACGAUUACCAUGAAGAUGGGUUUUGCCAGCCUUACAGGGGAAUUGCUUGUGCUCGAAUCAUUGGCAACAGGACCAUUUAUGUGGACUCCCUCCAGAUGCAAGGGGAAAUCGAAAACCGAAUUACUGCUGCAUUUACUAUGAUUGGCACAUCUACCCAUUUAUCUGAUCAGUGUUCCCAGUUUGCCAUCCCAUCUUUCUGCCACUUCGUGUUUCCUCUCUGUGACGAACGUUCUCGAACACCUAAGCCAAGAGAACUAUGUCGGGAUGAGUGUGAAGUUCUGGAGAAUGACCUCUGUAGGCAGGAGUACAACAUUGCUAGGUCUAAUCCACUCAUUCUGAUGCAACUCCAACCACCUAAGUGUGAGGACCUGCCACUUCCAGAAACCUUGGAAGCUGCCAACUGUAUAAGAAUCGGAAUACCUGUGGAGCGGCUCAAUAGAUAUCACCAGUGUUACAAUGGAUCUGGAGCAGAUUAUAGAGGGACCAUCAGCGUCACAAAGUCAGGCCACAAUUGUCAGUAUUGGGACUCUCAGCGUCCUCAUUCCCAUGACUUGACAAGCACAGAGUUUCCAGAACUUGGAGGGGGACACGCAUACUGUCGCAAUCCUGGAAGCCAGAUGGAAGGUCCCUGGUGUUUUACUCAAAACAAAAACGUACGCAUGGAACUGUGUGAAGUACCUUCUUGUAGUCCACGUGACAACAGCAAAAUGGGGAUCCUCUACAUCCUGGUUCCCAGCAUAGCCAUCCCUUUGGUUAUUGCCUGCCUUUUCUUCUUGGUGUGUAUGUGCAGAAACAAGCAGAAGACUUCUGCUACUACUCCACAGCGUCGCCAGCUGAUGGCAUCUCCUAGCCAAGAUAUGGAAAUGCCUCUCAUUAAUCAGCAUAAACAGAUGAAAUUAAAAGAGAUCAGUCUCUCCACUGUGAGGUUCAUGGAGGAGCUGGGUGAAGAGAAGUUUGGAAAAGUUUAUAAGGGUCACCUGUUUGGUACGACUCCAGGCGAGCAAACACAAACAGUUGCCAUCAAAACCCUCAAGGAUAAAGCAGACUUAACUCUCCGAGAAGAAUUUAAACAUGAAGCAAUUAUGAGGUCAAGGUUACAGCACCCAAAUGUAGUUUGCAUACUGGGAAUAGUGACCAAAGAGCAGCCCGUCAGUAUGAUUUUUAGCUAUUGUUCCCACAGUGAUCUGCACGAGUUCCUAGUUAUGAGAUCCCCUCACUCUGAUGUUGGCAGCACCGAUGAUGACAAGACGGUGAAGUCUACGUUGGAGCCAGCUGAUUUUUUCCACAUUGUGACUCAGAUAGCAGCAGGAAUGGAAUACCUCUCAAGCCACCAUAUUGUCCACAAAGAUUUAGCCACUAGAAAUGUAUUGGUGUUUGACAAACUCAAUGUGAAAAUAUCUGAUUUAGGUCUUUUCAGGGAAGUUUAUUCUGCUGACUACUAUAAAGUAAUGGGAAAUGCUCCUCUACCUAUACGAUGGAUGUCCCCCGAGGCAAUUAUGUAUGGGAAGUUUUCUAUUGAUUCAGACAUCUGGUCUUACGGAGUGGUAUUGUGGGAGAUCUUCAGCUAUGGCUUGCAACCUUACUGUGGCUAUUCCAACCAAGAUGUAAUUGAGAUGAUAAGAAAUAGGCAGUUUUUGCCAUGUCCUGAUGACUGCCCCGCGUGGAUGUAUUCGGUGAUGUUAGAAUGUUGGAAUGAAUUUCCCAAUAGAAGACCAAGAUUUAAAGACAUCCACAACAGACUGAGAACAUGGGGCAACCUGUCUAAUUACAACAGCUCUGCACAAACCUCUGGUGCAAGUAACACUACACAAACCAGUUCCCUCAGCACAAGCCCUGUUAGCAACGUCAGCAACACUAGGUACGUUGGACCAAAACAAAAAACACAAGCUUUCCCUCAGCCACAGUUCAUACCAAUGAAAGGACAGAUAAGGCCUAUGGUCCCACCUCCUCAGCUCUACAUUCCUGUCAAUGGCUACCAACCAAUGCCAGCCUAUGGAGCCUAUUUGCCAAAUUUUUAUCCUGUGCAAAUCCCAAUGCAGAUGGCUCCUCAGCAGAUGGCUCCUCAGAUGAUUCCAAAGCCAGGGUCCCAUCAUAGUGGGAGUGGUUCCACGAGCACGGGAUAUGUAACAACAGCCCCCUCCAAUGCCUCGGUGGCCGACAGGGCUGCUCUGCUGUCUGAAGGGACAGAUGAUGUGCAUGUGACAGAUGAUGUUGUUCAGAGCCUGGUCCAGGAAGAGGAGGAAGAAGAAGUUUCAGUGCCUGAAACAGAGUUAUUGGGUGAUAAUGACACUCUUCAAAUGGACGAGGCAGAGUUUCAGACAGAAGCUUAAAGAUGUUGCCUUAUUACAAAGACAAAACUGAAUGUCUCUUCAGUCCAUUGGAGACUGUAGUCCUUCUGACUUUUAUAAUCAAUGUUUUCCUUCAGACUUUUAUACACUCCUUAAUAAUCCCAAACCAUCUAAAGUGCAGCAAUAAUGACAUUUCAUGUUUAAGGACUUUUCUUUCCAGCAGAUGUAUGCAAACGUGAAGAUGUGGAAUUGCUGUUUAUAAAUCUAGGGUUAAUUACAGUUCUUGCAGGGAGGCUGCUUUUAUAAUAUACUGUUGCUGUGCAACAUAUAGUGGAAAUGCAUUGCACAUCAUGUAUAUCUUGAACUCUGAUUGUAAUUUUUAUUUUGGUUAAAUCAGUAACCAAAAACAAAAGAGGUGAUCAGCCAUAACACACAGGGUUGUUCUGCCUGUGAUGAGGUGCCCAAGAUGUAAUGGACAUUUAUCUCAAUGAUACAGUUGAUAUGUAAAAGGGUUAUUCAGAUAUAGGUAAGAUACAGGUAAGAAUAUUAUUACAAAUUUGAAAUAUAGCUAGAGUUCAGGUAAGAAAGCAGAAUGACUUGUAUGCAUUUAUCUCAGUGACUGAGCAUUGCAAUUUUUUCCUGCAGGAAUCAAUUUAUUUCUAUUAUGAAUGAAUUGAAGUCUGGCAUAUGUUUUAGAAGCAAAUAUAUUUUGCUAACCAAAAGAAGUGACUGGGUAGGCUGUGCACUAACUGAAUAAACCAGCCUCUUUCACUGGCUUAUUUGUAGUCAAAUUCUGACAAAGGGCUCAGAAAUACAUCAGCAUAUAUUAUUGAUCGCAUUGAUCAAUAAAGAUUUUAAAUUCAUUUUGGUUUUAGUUAAGAUGGUGCUAGAUAAAUAACCUUUUUGUUUUUCUAAAAAAAUUUUUUUGGUAGAUCUUUAAAGACCAAAAUAAGCAAUAUUGUAUAGAAUGUGUGGGUAUGUGUUUAAUGCUUUUUGUGAGAUAAAUCAUGUACAGACUUUGAAAUGUAAUUUAUGUUUUGUUACUUUUUUUUCAGCAUUUGAAUCUUUGAAAAGAAUGCCUAUAUAACUUAACGGUUUACAUUAUGAUUUGUAAUAUUUUAUUGGGAUUGGCAUUUGUAUGCUUUGGUAUGUUGAUAAAAACUGGUCCAUACAUUUCAUAGCUAAACAUUUCAUACAUUUCUGUAAUACAAAUAUUCUCUGAGACAUAUUAUAAUACAGUUUACAUACGCAUUAUAGUCCUAGACUGUAAAUCCAACACAUGGACUAUCUAACAAACCAGCAGAUAAAUAUUUGAUGAAUUUGUCAUAAGUUGUAAAAAAAAAUACACUGUAAAAAUGGAAACAUUGACAUUUCCAUUUUGUUAUGUUUUGCCAGAUAAACUCUCUUUGCAGAGUUCAUUUGGAUUAUUUGUGGUGCACCAUUGCAAUCUGCAGCCUGUAUUAGUGUCAGGAGAUGCUUAACUGGUUUCCAGUUUCUCUCUUGAAAUUGGCUAUGCACUGUUAGGGAAAUAAUGAAAAGCUCUCUUGCUUGUUAAUAUAAAUGCGAGUUGGAGACUAUUAAUAAAUCAUACAAAUAAA